This is a messenger RNA of Triticum dicoccoides, 2267 nucleotides long. RefSeq lists its product as uncharacterized. The coding region runs from base 1322 to 2128 and encodes 268 amino acids. The transcript has 2 exons. The record is from RefSeq and is a predicted model, not a curated record. Lineage: Eukaryota; Viridiplantae; Streptophyta; Magnoliopsida; Poales; Poaceae.
CUCCUUUUUUUUUGCGGGGCUAUUUCUUUUCUACUAAUAUCGAAGAAAUGGGGAGCAGGGGCUGUGUGGCGCUCGGUUCCCUUCUCCCUGAAUAUAAUCUUCCUUGCCAGCGUUUGUUUGAGCGUUAGCUGUGUAAGGAGUAGUUUUGUAGUUUGCGGGGUGUUGUAGUUUGUAUAUGGCGUAGUAACCAAAUCCUGGACUCAGAAUCAAGAGGGCGAAGUUGCAAUUUUUAUUUUGCAAAUACGAAAUUUUACGCCUACAACAAGUUAGAUUUUGCAGAAUAUUGAGAAAGCUUAGAUAAUUGUCUUAAUCUUGUCCGCAUUAGCUUACAAAACAUAUUUUCAUAGUUAAUUAAAUAUAAAGCUACUCGAUAACAAAAGAAACUGGAGUACCAAAAUACUACUUUUCACUCGGUAAAAGUUCUAGUGUCAAAAAUGCUCUUAUAUUAGGGGACGGAUGGAGUAAAAAGGAUGAAAGAAUCUACACUAAAAGGGCAGAAUCUAAAUAGUUGGACUUCAGUUUGCCAGGAUUAAAUUUCCAGCGGGAGAGGGAGGGUAGAAUAGCACUUGCUGCUCACCAGCUCACUGUGUGUGGCGCCUGCCUGAUAGCUGAGUGCGGUCGCGAUGAGGUGAGCCGGGAGCCCUGACCAGCCUCUUGCCUCUCUGCUCUGGCCGGUGGCUUGCCACCCCCCAUUCCAGCAAGCCCCAGCCGUUGGUCGCAAGAGUCUACGCUAGAUGAAAGAGUAGUAGUUGCCAAGACACAAAUGAGAGUUGGGACGCUGCUCAUUUUUCUCCCAGGAAGAACAAUUUCAGAUAAAUGGAGUACUUAAAAAUAUUCAAUUUUGCUUGUGUGUGGGGGUAACGCCCUAUGUUCGCCCCGGUGAAGCUCUGCCGUUGUCCAGAAUUGCCUGGGCCAUAACUUGUAUCAGUUUCAUUCGAUGAAUGCAUGAAAAUGGUGGCGAGAGCAAUUACUAUGUCGCCCCUGAAGGGAGUAUAGGAGGAUAUCUGCCGCUGAUCUACCGACGACUAGGAUUUUGAAGCUAGUUCGGAGUUGUCAAUCAUGAGCCUCCGCCGCCACGUGAAUCUGUUGUUGGAGAACCACAAAAAGUGCGGCCUAUUCGCUUCACCUCCUCAAGCGCGACCAUUUAUUCUACCCAACGGAAGAAGCAGCAAAGGUGCGAGAUUUGCCCAGACUAAGAAAAGUGCCACCAUACUCACCUUUUGGGACCAAGGUGAAUGGCCAAAAGAAGAACCAGGCGGCUCUCUCAGAUAAGCUGGAGAGUAUUAAGCUGUCGCCGGCAGUCUUCACUGUGCGGCCAUCGAUGGCUUGCAACGGCGAAGCCCGAUUGAGUUGUUUCUCUCUCUCUGGAAGCAAGAUCUUCUUCACUGAUAGUGGGGCACGCACCACCCUCUAUGACACUGAGGACCGCUGCAUGAUAACAUCCCCAAGCCUCCAUUCGCCCAAAUGCUACCCCAUCGCCGUCUCUGUCCCCAUCCCUGGAUCUGAAGGUGAGCAGGAUGGCGGUGACCACAGCCUCUACAUCAUGGACACAGAGCCCGAUCCAUGCAAGGCCUCUCCGUUCGAGGCGCUAAUCUGCUGCAAGUGCCCAGAUAGAGACGUUACUGUCCCGAAGACAUGGCAUUGUGACACACUCCCGCCGCCGCCGUUCCUUAAUAAUCCAGGUCGCAGCUCUAUCUCGAUAUCAUCUUAUUCUGUGGUGGGGGACGUCAUCUGCAUUUCCGCAGAUGGCUUGGGCACCUACUGCUUCGACACGGUGAGCCGGACGUGGAGCCUGGCUGGUGACUGGCAGAUGCCCUUCUACGGCAAGGCGGAGUACAUCCCUGAGCUCAACCUCUGGUUUGGCCUCUCUGCUGGUAAUCCUGAGCUCCCGUGUGCGGCUGAUCUCUCCCCUGUCCUUAGAGGGCAUGAGCCGAAGCAGCGCUAUGUUUGGAGGGAUCCAGAUCUGCCGGAGGAAUGGCACCCGUCAUCCUAUGGUUCCAGCAACAUUACCAGUUUUGGUUCUGGUAGAUUUUGCAUCACCAACUUCUAUGAAGACAUGAACAACUGUUUGAUGGAUAGACAAUCAGGUCCAGUUGGCGAGUCAAUUGUUGUAUUCAGUGGGUUGUAAGUGUUGUCUGGCAAAGAAAGUGGCGGCGAUAGCGGCAAAGAAAGUGGCAACGGCAACGGGCUCCGUAUGAUUAAGCAUAAGUCUUGUACAAUUGCUGAGACCAACUUGAUCGAGUCGAUGAGUCGAUACUGUGACUGCU